Molecule: messenger RNA, 840 nt
Organism: Octopus sinensis (East Asian common octopus)
Lineage: Eukaryota; Metazoa; Mollusca; Cephalopoda; Octopoda; Octopodidae
Product: mediator of RNA polymerase II transcription subunit 28
Exons: 4
Coding region: 172-780 (202 amino acids)
Cellular component (GO): mediator complex
Source: RefSeq, a predicted model, not a curated record
AUGCCCCAUUGACACCGUUCAUCGGCAGCGAAUUUUGUCUCUGUUUUUGGUGAUCAACUUUGUCUUUUGUAAUUAUGAUCGACCGUUGUUCAGUUGACAUAUUGUAAUUAAAUUAUAUACUCAAAGACCAGAACUUUGCAGUCUCGUGCAAGCUAAAGACUUCCGAUAAUAAUGGCGAUGCCAUCAAAUGAAAGAAACAAUGAACACAAUCUAAUUGAUGAACUCGAGACGGCUUUUCAAAAUUGUCUGUCCUUGUUAACUUCCCAAGAGUAUUUCAAUGUAACAGACUCUGAAGAGACUAAAGCAGGUAUUGAACAUGCACUUCAAAGAUUCUUAGAAGUUGGGCGGCAAAUGGAAGCAUUUUUUCUUCGGAAGAGAAUGAUUCUUUCAAUACAAAAACCUGAGCAAGUUAUAAAAGAGGAAUUCACAGACUUGGAACAAGAAUUGCUCCGCAAAGAAUCUUUGCUGCAGAAACAUCAACACCGUCUCCAACAGUGGCAGAGUCUAUUGUGUAAUCUACAGUCUGCUCAACAACAAACAAGUCUACCUCAGCCUACUUCUAAGCUUUCUCAACAACCGCAAUCAGCAAGUAACUCAAUGCCAUUGCAUACAAUGCAGUCAAAUAUGGCCAAUUAUUCCCAACAUCCACCACCCUCGAAUCCAACUGGAAUGCAACCUACUUCUCAGUCCCUUGUCAUGCCUCCUCCUCAACAACCAGGUUAUCAACAAACUCCACUUGCUUUUCUCGAACAGACAAUGUCUAACAUUGGAAUGCCAUAGUAAUUAAAAUGAUCUCCAGUAUUUUUUCUUUUUAAUCAAUAAAUUGAAUAUAGAUAAAUA